GUUUCCCGGAUGGAGUAACGCCGCCAUCUUUCCUCCAGUGCUACCGGUGGUUCUUCAGUUCAGCGGAGCGACGGUGCCGUUGCUGAUCCACCACCAGGAAUCGCCGAGCAGCCGAUAAUCCUCCCUUUCCACUGGGACGCCACGAGCAGCCCCACCACCAUGGCGGAUAGAGAGAACUUAGUAUACCAGGCAAAACUUGCCGAACAAGCGGAGAGAUACGACGAAAUGGUAGAGUCGAUGAAGAAAGUGGCCAGCAUGGACGUGGAGCUGACGGUGGAGGAGAGGAACCUGCUGUCUGUAGCAUAUAAGAAUGUGAUCGGUGCCAGAAGAGCUUCCUGGAGGAUAAUCAGCAGCCUGGAACAGAAAGAAGAAAACAAAGGCGGAGAGGACAAACUAAAGAUGAUCCGCGAAUACAGGAAAACGGUCGAGAAAGAGCUGAAAUCAAUCUGCAAUGAUAUUCUGGAUGUACUGGACAAGCACCUCAUCUUAGCUGCAACCACGGGAGAAUCUAAGGUUUUCUACUACAAAAUGAAGGGAGAUUACCACAGGUACCUGGCAGAGUUUGCCACAGGCAACGACAGGAAGGAGGCAGCAGAGAACAGUUUGGUUGCGUACAAAGCUGCUAGCGACAUCGCCUUGAUCGAACUCGCUCCAACGCACCCCAUUCGUCUGGGACUGGCCCUUAACUUUUCAGUUUUCUAUUAUGAAAUCCUCAACUCGCCUGACCGUGCUUGCAAGUUGGCAAAGGACGCAUUUGACAACGCCAUUGCAGAACUGGAUACGCUGAGCGAGGAAAGCUAUAAGGACUCAACACUUAUCAUGCAGUUGCUACGUGACAACUUGACACUAUGGACCUCAGACGUUCAGGGAGAUGAUUCUUAAGGACAGCCCUCUUCCUUCACUCUUCCAUUAUAGAAGUGUAUUUUGUGAAGAACAGAACAAAGAAGCACUGCAAGAUGCGGAGGAAGAGACCCAGUGAGACUGAACAAUACAAGACAAACCCUCUUCUUCCUCCUCCUCCUCCUCCUCCUCCCUCGUUUCUCUCCUCCCAGCACUAGCUUCUGUCCCCGGCCAC
This is a messenger RNA of Plectropomus leopardus (leopard coralgrouper), 1075 nucleotides long. RefSeq names its product 14-3-3 protein epsilon. The record is from RefSeq and is a predicted model, not a curated record. NCBI's taxonomy places the organism in Eukaryota, Metazoa, Chordata, Actinopteri, Perciformes, Serranidae.